GGCGAGCCCGCGGAGCCCUGCCCCGGAGGCGCGGCGGGCAGAAGGCUGAGGGGUCCUCCUUGCCGUCAGGGGGCGUCGCAACCCCGCUGUGAGGCGUCGUGCGUCCAUGGCAACCGGCGGCGUCACGGGGGGCGGCGGAAGAGGAAGAGCGGGGCUGCUCGGUCACCAUCUGUCGCCAUGCCGAGUCCCCGGAGCAGCCGUGAGCGACGCAGCGGCAGCAGCAGCAGCGGUAGCAGCAACCGUCUGGAGUUCCUGUCCCUCGUAAGCCAGCGCAGCGCCAGCGUCCCGGACAGCCCAUCGCGCCGCAGGGAGUCGAGUAACUCCACGGCGGGCCCGCUGCCCGAGGAGGACUGCAUGAAACUCAACCCCUCCUUCCUGGGCAUUGCCCUCAGCUCCCUGCUCGCCAUCGACCUCUGGGCCUCCAAGCGCCUGGGCGUCUGCGCUGGAGAGAACUCGGCCUGGGGCAGCGCACGCCCCCUCAUGAAGGUCAUCGAGGUUUCUGGGCACGGCAUCCCCUGGCUGCUCGGCACCUUCUGUGGGCUCUGCCAGAGCGACAGCUCCGCGGCCAGGGAAGUGCUGCUCAACUUGCUCUUCGCACUGCUGCUGGACCUCGUGCUGGUGGCAGUGGUGAAAGGGCUGGUCAAGCGGCGGCGACCCACUCACAACAAGAUGGACAUGUUCGUCACCAUCUCGGUGGACAAGUACUCCUUCCCGUCGGGCCACGCCACCAGAGCCGCCCUCGUCUGCCGCUUCGUGCUGCGCCACCUGGUGCUCGCCGUCCCGCUGCGGGUCCUGGUGGUGCUCUGGGCUCUCAUCGUCAGCAUCUCAAGGGUGAUGCUGGGCAGGCACAACAUGACGGACGUGCUCUUCGGUUUGGUGCUGGGCUACGCCCUGUACAGCGUGGUGGAGUACUGCUGGCUGUCCCCACUCAGCGCACCUGCCCUCUUUGCGCUCUGGAGCCACUGAUGGCUGGGUACCGCCCAAAGGAGGAGGCAUGCGCCUGGCUUUCUAAGCACGCACAAGGAGAGGAUAAUGGAACUCGAUUUCUCAUCCUAAGACCCCCAUCUGUUCAGCCAAGACUUCAACACUAGUGGUGCUGCAGGCUUCUGGGCCCACACUUAGGACAUUUGGUGCUGUCUUGCCCUCUUGAUGAGCUGUCAGAAAGGCCCAAGCAGCUGCAUUGAUUGUUCUCCCAUGAAAAAGGAGGCCCUGCAGAGUCCAGGAAGGCCUCAGCACAUCCAUCUGGCAGCUCACUGCUGAUACUGUGAAUCUGCAUGCUCUUGCUGGGUACCUGCUGCAUUAACCCAUGGUGUUUGUAGUAGCUGUAGCUUUGCAGAGAUUUCUCUCCAGUCACCUGUGUAUUUGUGUGUUGUAAAUACACUGACUGUGUCAGUGUCAUAUGCCCUGCACAGCCUGCUCUGUGUUUGCCUGGAGGAGACUCACUGGGGUCUGUCUUGGGUUUAUAAAGAGCUUUGCCUUCUUAAGCAAUGCA
This is a messenger RNA of Pogoniulus pusillus (Red-fronted tinkerbird), 1492 nucleotides long. RefSeq names its product phospholipid phosphatase 6 (gene PLPP6). The record is from RefSeq and is a predicted model, not a curated record. Lineage: Eukaryota; Metazoa; Chordata; Aves; Piciformes; Lybiidae. The transcript is spliced from 3 exons. Gene Ontology annotation, molecular function: sphingosine-1-phosphate phosphatase activity. The coding region runs from base 178 to 966 and encodes 262 amino acids.